Messenger RNA from Lottia gigantea (owl limpet), 1200 nucleotides. RefSeq lists its product as hypothetical. Lineage: Eukaryota; Metazoa; Mollusca; Gastropoda; Lottiidae. The record is from RefSeq and is a predicted model, not a curated record. The coding region runs from base 1 to 1200 and encodes 399 amino acids. The transcript is spliced from 7 exons.
AUGCAGAGUGUGGAAACAGACAGUGUUUUACAGAAGAGAUUAAAAGGAGAAGUUUGCUUAUCACCAGGGGAAGUUUCUGCUUGGCAGGAUGCUGGUAUGCGAACUGUCUCUGCCUUCCAACCAUGGGCUCCAAAUGUUAUUAGUGCUAUCAAAGAAGGCAAAUUAUUGCCAGCUCCUGCAAUCAUGAGAGAGGGGUUAACUGGUAUUUUACCAUCUUAUUUACAUACUGGGCCACCUGUUUUAUUACAUCCAGAACGUGUUAUUCCAUACUCAGAAUCAGAAAGAUAUGAAAGACAUUUUACACCUAAUGUGUCUCUGGCACCCCCAGUAUCAAAAACAGAUAAAUCAGAAGAAGAUGGCCCCGAAGAGUGUACCAAGAACAGUCCAAGUACGAAGAGCGUAGAGUCGUCCAGUCGAGCAUCAACUAGUGGUACAACUAAUAAUAAAGACUAUCGUGAAUAUGAUCUUCCUACUGACACUGAUGAUUCAUCUUUAGAACAAUCAUCACCUUCAGAUGCUGGUGAUGAGGUGACGUUUCCAGAUAUACCAGAAGUAGAUAGCACCCUGGAGGCAGAAAUUGAGAUGAUCAGAAGAGUUCUGGAUGGUAAAAUACCAAAUACCAAAGAAGCUAAAGACAACUUUCUUCAUGAGUAUUCAAAAUUACGUGUUCCACAUGAAGAGAUUUUAAACACAGUUAACCACGCAAAGAAAUCUUUAACAAGGGAAUUAAAUGCCCAGAAAAAUCGGUUUAAAGAGGAAUUAGAGAAGAAAAAAUUCCUUCAGAAAGAAAAUAAUCGAAUUAGAAUAGAAAGUGAAUGUAGAUUACAAGAGGCAGCAGAAGAAAAAGAAAAAUUAGUAGCAGAAGUGAGGAGGUUGAAAGAGCGGGAAGAAUCAGGGAUGAAUGAGAAAUACCUACAAAUGAACAUGGAGUUAGAAGGCAGAAUGCAGCAUUUUAAAAGUUUGUAUAAUGACCUACAAGAUGAAAAUCGUAUUUUACGAGAAGAAUUAAAACGGCUUGGAGUGGAUAUUGUGGAAUUAUUGCAACGAGAUAAAGCCAUCAUGAACGGUAAAAUGAAACAUACAGCUGAUAUCAAAUCAGACAUGUCAUCGAAAUUAUUACAAGAAGCACUAAUGAAAGGGGAACUUUUUUUUCGGCGUAAUAACGUACUGAAGCGAGAAAGAAUUCAUUUGGUGGAUUGA